This is a messenger RNA of Penicillium canariense, 1599 nucleotides long. RefSeq lists its product as uncharacterized. Bases 1 to 1599 code for a protein of 532 amino acids. The record is from RefSeq and is a predicted model, not a curated record. Lineage: Eukaryota; Fungi; Ascomycota; Eurotiomycetes; Eurotiales; Aspergillaceae. The transcript has 2 exons.
AUGGACGCAACCCAGGCCGGGACUUCCGUCCUUGACGAGGACAAAUACCGGGACGAGGUCCUCUGCCUCUCCGCGGAAGCUGAGCAAGUGCGGGCGCAACAGCUUUCCGAUGAGGCGCAGGCCCUGGGCCUGAAGGUCCCGCAGAUCGAAGCCUCGGCAUCGCUAAACGCCUCCAUUCACUCUGGAAUGGUCGAUCUCUCAUCCCCUGUGUUUUCGUCUGGAUCGUCGACCGAUCGGAAUUCUAUCUGCGAGGGAUCGAUCACCCCGUCCCACGAGCCGUCGUCCGCUUCUCCGCUCGACCAGGUCGUCUCAUCGUUGUCACACAUUACAAUUGCUUCGGAGCGCGUCAAGCCGGGGAGUACGAGAUCGCUGGCAUCUUUAUCGACCCGCCCGACUUCGUACUGCUCCAGUGACAGCCGAACAGUGCUUGACAACUAUGGAAAUAAUUAUGGAGGGCUGUCGCCCACGCCGAAUCGGGCUUCCGUGCUGAGCGUUGCCUCGGCCGAUCAGAAAGAGAAGCGCCGCCACAGCCUGAAGAAUGCUAUUGGGCGUAUACACUUUCGCAAGAAGCGGACGCCCUCAAACGUCCAGACCCCGCCGAAUGCGCAAAUCAUGAUCUCGAAGGAUGAGGGAGGAGUGGUGGAUCAUGUUUAUCUAGAGAGCAAGCGAGACCUCCCUCCCAGCAGCCACGAGGUAUAUGCCCGGCCGAGCAGCACGGCCGAGUCUCUUUCGAAGCUGGAGAUUCCCAUAUUCGACAAGGAGGCGCUGCAACGAAGCUUAGAUGAUCCUGAAUUGGCGGAAAUGUUGGCACGGCAUCGAAUGGAGAGGAACAGGCAUCUGGCGUUCCAAGAUGUGGCACUAAGCACCCUCCGGCGCCGGCACCAGACCGCCCUCUCCGAGCGGCAGUCCGACAACGAGCGCCAGCAGGGUGAAAAGCGCGAGAAGAACAUUGAGGACGCCGCUCGCAUGGAAGAGCGUCAACUUGCCGUGGAAAUGGAACAGCAACGCGAAUUCGACCGUGCAAAGCAGAACUCGCGCACUCGCAUCAAGCACAUGGAAGGGUACUUCCGGAACGCGAGUCCUCCACCUUCUCCUGCGCCAGCAGCGGAACGAUCUUCCGAUUCCUUCUCAGGCUCCGAGUCCACGACCCCGCCCGCCCGCCGCUUUACGCGCCAGCAGAAGGAGCAGCUCGAGCAGCAGUACCAUGAUCACGAAACUAUGGACGCGCUCCACGAGUCUCGCAUCAAAGUUCUUCGGGACCGGCAGGAAGUCAGACUGCAGGAAGCUAUUGCGCGCAUGGAGCGCGAGCUGAACAACAUGUGCGCCCAGCACAGCAAGAAUAUAACCGCAUUGCAGGCCGAGCACCGCUCCGAAGAAACGUCUAUGAUCCAGGCCUUGGACAACAAGAAAACCAAGCUGCAGCACCGGUGGGGUCUGGAAGAAGCCAUUCUGCGCCGACAACUUGAGGUGCGACAUGGCCAUCCAUACGGUCCUUUACCACCUCUCUCGUUUAGUGCCGCCGAUACCGAGACUCGAGAUUCGGCCGCCUGUCUGUCUGGCCCUUCUCCCUCUCUCCCCGAAGCCGAGACCCAGCAGUAA